AGGAUUUCCCGUGGCACUUACUUGUUGUUGAUCGUGAGCGACUUCGUAUUUAAAUGUCGACAUAAAUACUUAUCUUUGGAAGGAAUUUGUUGUUGAUCUUGCUUCCAAGUGAACAAACCAACAUUUGAAAACCAAAAUGCCACCAAAACAGCGCAAGAUCGCUUUAAUGGGCUUCAGAUCUGUCGGAAAAUCUUCUUUGACAAUCCAGUUUGUUGAAGGCCAGUUUGUCGACUCAUAUGACCCCACCAUAGAAAACACUUUUACAAAAACCUUCAAGGUCAGAGGUCAAGAUUUUCAGCUCCAACUUGUAGACACUGCUGGUCAAGAUGAAUAUUCUAUAUUUCCACAAUCAUAUACUGUAGAUAUCCAUGGUUACGUCCUAGUCUAUUCUGUUACUUCAAACAAAAGUUUUGAAGUGAUAAAAGUUAUACAUGAAAAGUUAUUAGAUAUGAUAGGCAAGGUUCAGUAA
This is a messenger RNA of Saccoglossus kowalevskii, 469 nucleotides long. RefSeq names its product GTP-binding protein Rheb-like. Gene Ontology annotation, biological process: signal transduction. The record is from RefSeq and is a predicted model, not a curated record. Lineage: Eukaryota; Metazoa; Hemichordata; Enteropneusta; Harrimaniidae. Gene Ontology annotation, molecular function: GTPase activity; GTP binding. Gene Ontology annotation, cellular component: membrane.